AUGGAAAAUCCUUGGUUGUCUCCAUCGUGUCCGUUCUCCAAUCCACCUUCUUCCCUCUGCGACCUUCUCCACGCAAUCAAACAGCUGAGCAUCUCCCACAAGGCAUCAUCACCAAAAUCAAUGGAGACCUCUACAGCAGUUCAUCAAUUCCGACGCACUUCGACCGCCUCGCAGGCCGCCCUCGAAGACAACGUUCGCGUCCUGUGUGACAUGGUCGACAGCGUUCUGAGAACUAGCGCCGAAUUUUCUCCACUCCGAAUCGACGUUCGACCACUCUACCCUAGAGGCACCUACAUGAGUCAAUGUCAAGAAUCAAAGUCCUCCUUAUCCGCAAUGUCCCCCAAGACGUUUAGCAUGGCGAAAACAGCUAUCUGUCAGGUGGACGACGCUGUUGUUUCUCGACUGAGCAGAGACACUCUGCUGAAUCUUUUCCCGAGUCCUCCUCAGGCACCCCUGAAGUCCAGAACAACAUGUGCGACGUGUCCUACAGCGCCUCCAACGCCAAACACACGCCCAGUCCAAGCUCCUCCGAAAUAUCGCUCACGGAAAGCCGGCAGGAACCGAAACUGGGUCAUCACUUCUGGCCUCUUUCUGACGCCCCCUACGGUAGAUGAGCAAGAAUUUCACUUUGGCACUAGCCCUGGAAUGUCACGCGCCAGCGACGCGACGCUUAGGUGGAGCACGAUGAAACAUGGUCUAGCGGCGCCAGCUCUCUAUCCGCCUCGUCAUCCGCUAUCACCUUGCAGUCCUGUGUCAGCUUUGGAAACGCUUGUGGAGCGUCAAGACCAGGAUCGAGUCGUCAACAAGCAGAUGGCAUCGGGAUCAAUUAACAAGCAUCCAGCCUCCUCUCGGAAACCUUCCACGUCAGCGCCUUCCCCAGUGUCCCCUCUGGAACACCUAGACGAAUUAUCACAGCAUCUAUUGAACAUUGAAACGCAGCUGCGAAGGCCUUCGUUUCUCAUGAAUGGCAGGAUGUCCAUCCUAUCGACUUUGUUUACCUCAGCUUCAGAAGCGUCAGCUGUGGAGAAACACGAUUCACGGGAGCGCCUGUUGGCAGAGCUUUCCUUGGCAGUCGGAAGUGUUGACAUGCCCUCACCUUCUGAGGCGUCCAUCUUUGUCAUCGAGCCAGUUAUCGACACCAUUGAGCAGGCUCCCUGCGAGUCAGAAGAAGAAGAAAUGGACUGGCGAGCCUGGCAUGACGCAUGGAGGCGAAGGAGAAUGAAGCCCGAACACGAAUCACCCUCGUCUUCCACAACUUCGCUUCCUGUCCCAUCUUACUCCUCCCCCAACUCUAAAAGCUGCAGCCCAAAGGAUUCGACGAAUAAUUCCUCGGCCGGUUUCCUGAGGCGCCGAAAAGGAAAGAGUCAAGAUGCCAUGGGAAUGCUGACGCCGAAGCCGACAUUAAAGUCGCGCAAAUUCUUUUCAGUCCAUUCCUCGCCCUCAUCCGCUACUCCAUCUGAGGGAUCUUCUACAGCGUCAGCAGAGGGUGAUAAUAUGAAGUGGGGUGAUCGCUUUCAAAUGCUGGUCCAAAAUUUCCAGUUCACGGCUGUAUUGCACUCAAAGAAGUUGAUCGAUAUUCUGCCGAAGAGCCGAUGGUCGAGACGCUCACGGGCUCGGACGUCUCCCGAACCAAACAAAAAGUAG
Molecule: messenger RNA, 1644 nt
Organism: Gamsiella multidivaricata
Lineage: Eukaryota; Fungi; Mortierellomycota; Mortierellomycetes; Mortierellales; Mortierellaceae
Exons: 1
Coding region: 1-1644 (547 amino acids)
Source: RefSeq, a predicted model, not a curated record